Molecule: messenger RNA, 1686 nt
Organism: Cuscuta europaea
Lineage: Eukaryota; Viridiplantae; Streptophyta; Magnoliopsida; Solanales; Convolvulaceae
Source: the annotation of a GenBank genome assembly
AUUUUUUUAAUCAAUGCCCCCUAAUAGUCACAGUUUCUAGAUCCGCCCUGAUGUGAACUUCAAGGAAAUCAAUUUCGUGUACACAUGCCACUUCUCAAUUCUCAUCAUUCAUACUCUAAAAAACCAAAAAAUUCUCAGCGUCAUUCUCCUCAUCCACACCGCCAGAAUUUAGUCAGCACAGAGCAGAGAUGGCGUCUAUUGGGUUAACUCAGACAAUUCAAAUGCGACUCUACAAGAAGAAGUGCACAGCGGAUUUUCCGGAGAUGGUUCGCCCACGGCUUUGCCGUCUCGGUAGAAGAAGUUUGAGGAUGUCAGCGUCGGAAAACCAGACAGCAGAGCCCGACCUCAGUAUCACUGUAAACGGUUUAAAAAUGCCAAACCCAUUUGUGAUCGGUUCUGGCCCUCCCGGCACCAACUACACUGUUAUGAAGAGGGCCUUUGACGAAGGAUGGGGCGCGGUCAUCGCCAAAACGGUUUCCCUCGAUGCUGCAAAGGUUGUAAAUGUAACUCCUCGAUAUGCUAAACUUAGAGCAGGAUCAUCCAUUGGUGGUUCUGGAAGAGGACAAAUUAUUGGGUGGGAAAAUAUUGAACUGAUAAGUGAUAGACCUUUGGAAACAAUGUUGAAAGAGUUCAAACAGUUGAAAGAUGAGUACCCUGAGAGGAUACUUGUUGCUUCUGUCAUGGAAGAGUAUAAUAAAGCUGCCUGGGAGGAACUCAUUUACCGGGUUGAGGAGACUGGAGUAGAUGCCAUUGAAGUCAAUUUUUCAUGUCCUCAUGGGAUGCCAGAACGUAAAAUGGGUGCUGCUGUUGGACAAGAUUGUGAACUUUUGGAGGAGGUCUGUGGAUGGAUUAAUGAUGUGGCCACUGUCCCUGUUUGGGCAAAAAUGACACCCAAUAUCACUGACGUUACAAAGCCAGCUAGGGUGUCUCUUAAAGCAGGAUGUGAGGGGGUGUCUGCAAUAAAUACGAUCAUGAGUGUCAUGGGCAUCAAUCUGGAUACUUUGCGCCCUGAGCCUUGUGUUGAAGGAUAUUCAACUCCCGGAGGCUAUUCAUCCAAGGCUGUGCAUCCAAUUGCUCUAGCAAAUGUAAUGAACAUAGCAAAAAUGAUGAAAUCUGAAUUUAGGGAUAAUAAAGAGUAUUCACUCUCUGGUAUUGGAGGUGUUGAGACAGGUGGCGACGCUGCCGAGUUUAUACUUCUUGGAGCAGAUACUGUCCAGGUUUGCACAGGUGUUAUGAUGCAUGGUUAUGGACUAGUUAAGAAGCUGAGCUCAGAGCUCAGAGAUUUCAUGAAAAAGCAUAAAUUUUCAUCUAUUCAACAGUUUAAAGGAGCAUCACUAGCAUAUUUCACCACUCAUAUGGAUUUGGUCAAAAGACAACAACAAGCUAUUCACCAGAAGAAAGGUAUUAAGAAAGGGUUGCAGUCUGAUAAAGAUUGGACAGGAGAUGGUUUUGUGCAAGAAACGGAGAGUAUGGUUUCCAACUGACUGACACUUGCCCCUCCCCUUUCUCCAUCAUACCUGAUAUUGUUGAGUCUACAGGCGAACCAAAUUUUCUUUCCUAAAAACAACUGCUUGGUAUGACUAUUUAUUUUCAUUGUGAUUUAUGAAGAACAAGUUUGAGAUCUCGUUGUAGGAACUAAGUGACUUGAUUAAUAAAAGUGAUUAAUAAAAUAAACUCAUAUAAUUA